This is a messenger RNA of Diceros bicornis minor, 3321 nucleotides long. RefSeq names its product oocyte-expressed protein-like. The record is from RefSeq and is a predicted model, not a curated record. Gene Ontology annotation, molecular function: RNA binding. Gene Ontology annotation, biological process: establishment or maintenance of apical/basal cell polarity; embryonic pattern specification. The transcript is spliced from 3 exons. The coding region runs from base 20 to 463 and encodes 147 amino acids. Gene Ontology annotation, cellular component: protein-containing complex; apical cortex. NCBI's taxonomy places the organism in Eukaryota, Metazoa, Chordata, Mammalia, Perissodactyla, Rhinocerotidae.
CCGGGGCGGGGGUGCUAGCAUGGUGGACGCCGCAGGUGCUGCAGAGGCCCCGGGGGACGAAUGGGCGCCCGCCCAGGCCCUGGCCGGGUUGCUGAGGUUUCCACCGCCGCGGGCCCGCCCCCGGCCGUGGUGGUUUCCUGUGCAGGAGCUGAGGGACCCGUCGGUGUUUUACCUGGAGGCUUGGCUGGCCGACUCCCUCUUCGGCCGAGACCAAGCCAUAAUUCCAGAAAUGGAGUGGAUGAGCCAGGCCCUGCUGACGGUGGACACAGUUAACCCCGGGAACUUAGUCAAAAUCACCAUCUUUGGACAGCCCCAUGUUCAAAAUCGGGUGAAGAGCGUGCUGCUGGGCCUCGCGUCCUGGCACCGGGAACAUCGUGCCCGAGUUGAGAAGAUGGAACAACUUGAGGAGUUCUUGAAGGCCCGUGCAUCACGUCUCCAGACUCCCCAGCAUCCUGUUGCAUAAGUAUUGUCAGCAGCAUUGUGAGAACAGUCCUGCCUCUGCUACUAAAGUUAAAGAGAAGCGGGUAUUCAUAAUCUCAACCUUCUUUUUCCCUGUGUCUCGAUGGGUAGUGGUUUGAUUGUUUUGAUGCAAACAUGAGUUUAUAGUGCCAUUCUAGUAAAGAAGUAAAUUUCCUUUUUGUUCAACGGCAUAAAGAUCUUUGCUCACUUAAGCAAAUUUGUGCAAGAUUGACUGUUCAUUCAUGUCCCCAUGUGACAAGUGGGUAAAAGGCUGAUAGGUAGUGAUUUUAUUUUUGUUUUUUUCCUUAGUUUCUACCAUUUUGAAACUACUAACCUUUUUAUGAUUUUGUGGUCAGAGUCAGGCCCUCAAGUACAGGGGGCAGAGAUGCAGGGGCAAUCUGCUUUGGGUUUUUUGCAUUAUUUGUUUACAAACUUUAAAAUGUGUAAGCAUCACCUUGAGAGCUUGCUAUGAAUACAAUUUCCUAGGCUGCUUCUCUAGUGAUUCUGAUUCAGUACAUUGGGCUCAUGAAUUUGCAUAUUUAACAAGCUCGUGGGUAAUACCAAAGCCUCUCUGAGGCUCUCACUUUGAAGCUGGUGGUUUGACCCCUGAGAAGCACCAAGUGUACCUUUUCUUCUUGGAGUGGAGCCUCCCUCCGUGCACGUGGGCGGGUGUUCCAACACACAAGCUGAGGCUAUCGGCAUUAAUCCUGCUGGUGCUUGGAUUCACCAGAGGAGAGUCGGUGUCCCGCCAAGUCUGCUGUCUCCUUUUCCCCUGAGGCCUGCACAGGUGUCCUACAUGGGCUGGGUCGUUUUCCUAUUACCCGUUACAAUGCCGUGGCUGAUUUGUGCGAACCAGCUCCAACCCCCUGCUGCCUCCACUUGCAGGAAGCAGAAUUCUUGGAGGAGAAGUUGCCAAGAGCUCUGUGGCUUCAGACACGAUGUUGCAGUUGGUAUAACUCAUGCCGUUUCUUCCCUCUUAGCAGUAAUGGAUUCUAGCCAUUUGCAAGGGUUUUAAGCACACACAUACACAAGUCUUAAAAUGUGCUUCUUUGAUUAAAAAUGAUAUUGAAUGUUUUCCUACUUCACAUUUUUGUAAAAUGCCUUUAUAUUUUUCUUUAUUCAUUUUUAUCAACUUCUUUCAACCCUGAAGAUAAGGAUUUUUAUUAUCUGUAUAAGCUUUUGUGACAAAUAAUUGUCCAUUAUAACCAAUAUUUUCUAUCCCUUUGCUUCUCAAAGUUUUUACAUAUGAAAAAUUUUUCUUCUGUGUAGUUAAACCCACUAUUGUUCUCUGUGUGACUUCCCUCUCAUCCCCACCUCUUUUAAGCUUAGGAACUCUUGCUUUUUCUCCUGCAGAAAUUUUAUAAAUAUUUCUACAGGUUUUUUUCUAGUGGGAUUUCUACAAAACCAUUGGACAUUUUUGACUGUUACUUGGAGGAAGGGUUAUGUUCAAACUUAUUCCAAUUUUCCAAAAAUUAUCCAAAAUUAAAUUACUAAAUGGUCCUGCCCUCCCUCCAUUCUUGAUGUACAUUAACAUGUUGAGUCCUAUCUGCAGUCUCGCAGAAUGAGACUGCAUUUGGAGAUGGGGCCUUUAAAGAGGUGAUUAAGGUAAACUGAGGUCAGGUGGGUGGGCACUCAUCCAAUGUGACUGACCUCUUCAUAAGAAGAGGAAAUACGGACACAGAUAUGUGAGUGCACAGAGGAAAGACCAUGUGAGGACACAGCGAGAAGGCGGUCAUCUGUGAGCCAAGGAGAGAGGCCUCAGAAGAAACCAAACCUGCUGACACCUUGAUCUUGGACUUCUAGCCUCCAGAACUGUGAGAAAAUAUCUGUUGUUUAAGCCACCCAGCCUGUUAGUUAUGGCAGCCCUAGCAAACGAAUACAUUUAAUGUUUUUUUCCUGUGUUCCCCUUCAUCCGUAUGCCAAUACAAUGUUUUUACUACCUUCAUAACCUUGUAAUAUCUAACAAGCAGUUGCUCUGUCACUCUACCUUUCAGAAUUUGGGGGUAAUAUUAACUAUGUGUUUAUUAGAGCUUGUAUCACACACCAGGCCCCGUGCCAAGCACCUAACUAGGAUGCUUGGAGCAUAAGAGACUUGCUAAGGUCAUAGAGCAAGGAUGUGGGGGUGAGUGAGAUUUGAACAACACAUUGAUUCUAGGAUCCAGACUCCUGCCUCUACAUUAUACUUUCCCAUUUGCUUUUAUUUUUCACCGCAGCUGAAUUUAGGCUCAUUUCUCAAUGUUUUUAUUUCUUUUUAGGAGGAAUUAGAAGAAACCUCUUAAUUUGUGAAGAAUCCACAAUAUUCUAUUGAGGGACAAGACAAUGUUUUAUCUAACAAGUUGCUAAAGUAGAGAUAUUUACUAGUACCACACCCAAAAUAAAAAUAGCAUUUUUUUCUGAUAAAUGUACUUACAUGCUCAGUGUUUUUUAAAAAUAAGGCAAUAUAUUAAAAUAAUUACUCAAUCUCACUGCCCAUAUGUUACCUUCAGGUACUACAAAUAUUUUUCUCUUAGUAAACAUUUUAUUGAUACAUAGCAUUCAUAUAAAAACAUGCACAUCCAAAGUGUGAAAAAAUUCAUCAAACAAUGCAAAGAAAACACAUCCACUUAGCCAGCACCCAGGGAAGAAAAGACAUUACCAGCAGUCCAGAAGCCUCCAUUUGCAUCCUUCCCAAGGAUAACUACUGUUCAGACUUAAAUGGAAUUGUUGUAAGAUUUAUCCAUGUUGCGAAUAGUUCCAGUUCCAUUGUAUGAGUAAACCAUAAUUUAGUUUUCUGUUGAUAUAGAUUUUGAUUGUUUCCUGUUUGGGUCUAUAAUGAAUAACGCUACUACGAAAAUUCUCAUACAUGACUUUUGGUACAUACAC